Molecule: messenger RNA, 9477 nt
Organism: Gadus chalcogrammus (walleye pollock)
Lineage: Eukaryota; Metazoa; Chordata; Actinopteri; Gadiformes; Gadidae
Product: NLR family CARD domain-containing protein 3-like
Exons: 9
Coding region: 5982-9449 (1155 amino acids)
Biological process (GO): regulation of apoptotic process
Molecular function (GO): protein binding
Source: RefSeq, a predicted model, not a curated record
UUUCUUUCCUUACAUUUAUAUUUUUACAACUUUAUAUCGUAUGGACGCAUUUUAAUCCCGGAGUAGAUAAGGUAAGGUCUCCAGUCUUCUAUGGAUGAGGAGAGAGAGGAUGGGGGUCCUACCUCUAAGACCACUCUGUCUGGGGAACAUGGCCGCCAGAGCAAAGCUAAGAGGUUUUAUGUUUAAAGGUUCAAUGUCUUUCAAACUGCCGAUUAAUUGAAUCAGUUAGAAUUUAUCUUUGGGGGUGAAGUGAUUUGUUGAAACAAAUGAUCCAUGAAUAAUAACACAGGUCUGUGUAGAAAUGUAGAAACUGCCUGCUUUAUUUUCUAUAUUAGCUAAACCUAUUGUGAAUAAACACUAUGCACAGUAUGUAUACUAUGCACUUUUAUGUCAACAUGUAAGUGCUUGAAUGCCAUAAUAACUUUUUCUGCCCCCCCCCUUUAGAUUUCCAUUUCAAUAAACUGAGAAAGAUUAUUGAAAUGAAAAGUCAUGAGAAAGUAGUUGAGUAGCCCUGCAAUAAAUGAUCAAAUGAAAUGACAUGCACUAAUCCUAACUUCCAGAUGGUUCUUGUUUUUCUGAAGGAGGCAGGAGAGAGCAGACUCCCCUGGACCCAGCUGUGUCUCCAUGAAGAGUGACCACUAUAUGGGUAUACCCCCUGAGCUUAAAGAUGGACGCCCCUCCAGAGAGGAGGGGCGUAUCGGCUAUUCUUAUCCGUGUUUGUAUUCGUGUUUGUAUUCGUGUUCGUGUUCUUGUUUGUAUUCUUGUUUGCAUUCGUGGUCAAAAAGCGAUAUCGCUCAUGCGGCCCCCUAAUGGGCCUCACAUCCUGUUUACCCAUAUUGAGUUCCAGGAGGCAUCUCCAACCAGCAUAAAAGUGCCAGCAGGGGGAGGUCAUUUUCAAUAAAAUAAAACUAAGAAUAAAUUGGCCCUAACAACAACAGGAGAAUUUCUAAUUUUAAGAACAGUAUGAGACUAUUAUUUGUUCUGUUCAGACUAAAUUUUAACUUUUUAACUUCAAUGUGGAGAUAUCUUUCCUCUUGGGGGUUAAAUGGUUUGAUCCCGAUACAGUAUGUAGGGUUAUUGCGUUGGUAUUGAUCCAGAUAUGUAGGGUUGUUGUGGGGGUAUCAGAUUAAAUUGUUUGAUCCAGAUAUGAAGGGUUAUUAUGGGGUAUCAAGGUUAAAAGGUUUGAUCCAGAUUGUGUGGGGGUAUCAGGUUUAAUGGUUUAGUCCAGAUAUGUAGUGAUAUGUGGGGCUAUAAGGUUAAAUGGUUUGAUCCAGAUAUGGAGGGUUAUGUUGGGGUAUCAGGUUAAAUGGUUUGAUCCAGAUAUGAAGGGUUAUUUUGGGGGUAUCAGGUUAAAUGGUUUGAUCCAGAUAUGGAGGGUCAUGUUGGAGGUAUCAGGUUAAAUGGUUUAACUAUCUGACCCACUUGAUUUAUACCUCUGUUGCCAUUUGUUUGUUAAUGUUUUCCACCCGCUUUUAAUAGGGGUUACUCCAAAUAGGGCAUGAAGUUAAGUAUGCUCCAUUGAAAGGGAGACGCUUCUGUAUAACUAUUACCUCACAGGAAAAUGUAAUAAGAGGAUUGACUAUUUUCAAAUUGGUUUUGGGGUAAUACCAUAAAGCGGUGAGGGAGAAAGUUUUGUCUUGGUUGGUUAAAAUUGUUUCCUCAAGCCAUUCCUAACUCACUCUGGCCUGUAUAGGCCCACAACAAAGGAAACCUAGCAUUAUAAGCAAGAUAGUAAGAAUAAACAUCAGCGACUACCAAUCCACCUAUUUUCCUCGAUCUGGAUAGUCGUUUGUAGCUGAUUCUUGUUUUUUAUUACUCCUCAAGAAAUCAGAGAAUAAUUUUAUAAUUUCUUUGAACCAGUAAAGAGGGAAUUUAAGAGGAAUUGCUGAUAUAAGAAUUAAUUUUUACAAUUUUCACUUCUGCACUACCCCAUAAUGAAAUGGGAAGAACUGUCCAUCUCUUUGCCGCUCCCUAAUUGUUUUAAGGGGGAGAGGGCCAUUUAAAUCAAAUAUGUCCCCUAUGGGAGUCUUAAUGUUGAUUCCUAGAUAUCUCAUACCUUGUGGCUUCCAUUGAAUGGGGGCUGGACCAAGGUGUGAAGAGUAGGUCAUAGGAAUUAAUGGGAUGGCUUCCCUCUUAUUAAAAUUCACCUUAUACCCUGAAAACUUCCCAAAAACCUAAAUUAAUUUCAUCACUUGCGGGAUUGACUUAUGUGGUUGUGAUAAAGUUAAUAACAAAUCAUCAGCAAAUAGAUUAGCGUUGAAAUCAUGACCCCCAAUCUGGAUACCAGUGAUUUUCCUCUCUGCUCGGAUAGCACAUACUAGAGGUUCUAAGGCCAAAAUAAAGAGUGAUGGCGAGGCGGGACAACCCUGCCUGUUAGAUCUUAGGAGUUGGAAAGGUUUGGAUAUUGUUCCAUUAGUUUUAAUUGAAGCACUAGGGUUAUUAUAGAGGGCCUUCACCCAGCUAAUAAUUGGUCCAAAACCAAAUUUUGACAUAACGUAAAACAAAAAUGCCACUCUACCCUGUCCAAGGCUUUCACAGCGUCCAGUGAUAUGGCUAUGGCUGGAUGCUGUAGAGUACUGGCUGUCGCCAUUACCUGGAAGAGUCUUCUCAUAUUGUUGGAAGCAAGUCAACCUUUAAUAAAUCUUACUUGAUCAAGAUGGAUCAAUGAGGAAAGGGCGGUCUCCACAGGCAUAGCAAGAAUUUUAGCAAACAGCUAGGAAAUUGGUCAUUUGAGAGUGAUCCUUACCGGGCUAAGGUAACAGCAAGAUAGCUGCUUGGCACAUAGUCGGUGGCAUUGAGUGGUUAGUUAAUAUAUUGUUGAAUAGUAAAGUAAGAAGUUGAGAUAAGUUAUGUUGGAGGCAUUUAUAAAGCUCUAUGGUAAAGCCAUCAUUGCCUGGUGCUUUCCCAGAUGGGAAAGCUUUCAAUGCUGAGAAUAUUUCCUUUCUGUAAGGGGAGCCUCUAAACUUUCUCUCUCCUCUUCUUUUAAAGUUGGAAGGGAGAUAUGGUGAAAGAAAGAUUCCAUCUCUUUCUCGUCUAUGGAACCUCUGAUACAUUUUUGAAUAAUAUUCUCUGAACGUUGUAUAGAUAUGUGUUUGUUCAUAAAUUACCUUACCAGUGCUUUUACAUGUAUUUGAAAUUGAAUGCCGAUUUCGUAAUGGUUUUAAUCUUAAGGCUAGCAUUUUGCCUGCUUUGUCACCACUUUCAAAGUAUUUACGACGAACCCUAAACAGUGCAAAUGCUGUCUCCUCAUGUAUGAUUGAUUGUAAUUCUGCCUUACAGAUCAUCAUUUUAUUUUAAUUGUAUAUUCUUAGGAUCCCGCAUAUGCUGUGAUUCUAAAGUCUUAGUCUCUAAAAUUAAACAGUUUUUCUUCAUCACCAUUCUCUUCUUUUUGGCUGUGGCGUAGUUAAUAAUCCAUCCUAACAGGUAGCCUUAAAUACUGCCCAUACUAUUUGUAAUGAGGGCACUGAAGUUAGAUUGAUCUGAAUUAACUCUUUUGUUUUCUCUUUUAACAUGGACACAAAUUCUUCAUCCUUGAGUAAAGAGUUGUUAAAUCUCCACUGUUUAUUUGUAUGGUUGAUUUGGGAAAGAGAGAGGAGGACAGACAGAGGGGCGUGGUCUGAAAUACUAAUAUUGUGUAUUUUGCUAUUUUGUCAAUCACAUAUUCUGAGAUAAAAGUAAGUAAUCAUGGUGCGUUCGAGUAUUCUCUGCGAGCCGACUCGGAUCUCGGAUCGGACGCCACGCCCACACUAAAAUCGUUUUAUUAUGUUUUGAGCAUAGGUCGUCGGAGAAAAACAUGGACGCCACCCGGAAAGCUAUUGUUGCGGUAGCAUUGGCCGACUACUACUACUAUUUUCAUUUAUAUUAUUUCAGGACUACGAAAUAAUAUAAAUGAAACGGUGCGUUUUCACCGUACGAAAACGCAGCCAUUUGAACUUCUACAAUUUUCACUUCAUUUCAUGUUUCAAUGUAUCUUCUGCAUAUGUAAGUUAUUACAGCAAUACGAGUGAUUGAAAUUGCGAUUUAAACCACCAAAGCGAUCCAAACACAAUGAAAACAGUUCACUGAAUGUCACACUGGGCGCAUCCAUCUUCAAUUCUAUCUCGGAAAACUCGCUCGGUCACCGCUGAGUUCAAACGAGAUGGCGAGAUCGACUUCCGAGGAAAAGGGGCGUGUUUGUGCGUGUCGCUAGGCAACGUCCUCGGAGCUCCGAGACGGAUGGAUAUUAAAACGCACCAUCAAUCCUUGAGUUUGGCAUCAGCGGAGCGUAGGAGGCGAGUGGGGGAGUGGCGAUGGAGGAGAUCUGUUAUGUACGAGGGUGCAAAGUUGUUGUAGCGCUUUGUAGGUGGUGAGGAGAAUCGUGUUCUCUUGAGGGGGAGGUAGUAAGCAGUCGGGCAGCAGAGUUUUGAACAUAUUGCAAUUUUUGAAGAAUAGUGGAGGGGAGGCCAGACAGAAUGCUAUUGCUAUAGUCAAGUCUGCAAGUGAUGAAGGCGUGGAUUAGUGUUUCGGCAGCUGAGGAGAAAACGGUGGGUCGAAGGCGUGCAAUGUUACGGAGGUGGAAGAAGGAUGUUUUACUGACGCUGUUUAUAUAUGACUUGAAGGAGAGCGUGGGGUCCAUGAUGAUGCCGAGGUUUUUGACCAGGGGGGAGGGAGUGACAGAGUGACCAUCUGCAAAGUGAGAAGUUCUGGGAGGUGGGGAUGAUUGUUUUUGGGCUGAAGAUGAUAACUUCAGUUUUAUUGCCGUUGAGUUUGAGGAGGUUGUGGUCCAUCCAGGUUUUGAUGUCCGUGAAACAGUUGGUGAGAGUUGAUAGGAAGGCAGGAGUAAUGGCUCUGGUGAUGAUGUAUGGUUGAGUAUCGUCGGCCUAACAGAAUAGAAUGUAUAUUCCCGCACACAAGGGUUCAAAACACGGCAUAUGUCAGACAUUGCCAAAGAUUUGUUUAAUUCUUUAAAUGCUACAGAGAGAGACCUAUCAGUAGGGAGUGUGGGGAUAGAUCUAUCUACUGCAGGAUCGCUAACCAGGUUAAAGUGUCCCCCAAUAACAAUUGGAUCAGCAGAAAAGUCUAGAAAGAAAUUUUGCCUAGGAAGAAAUUUGGUCUGGCCUAUGUUAGGACCAUUAACAUUCACCAAAGUGCACUUUAUGUUGUGUAAGAAACCCGAUAUAAUAAUAUAUCGACCAUUUUUGUCCACUAUUUCUUGCGUUAACUUAAAAGAUGAGCGUUUAGCUAUUAAAGCUAUCUUUCUUAACUUAACAGCUUCUGUAUUCUUUAAAUUUGUCUCCUGUAACAUUGCCACAUCACUUUCCAGGGAUUUCAAAUGUGUUAUUAUUUUAUAUCUCUUUGUUUUAUUGGAAAUCCCUUUUACAUUCCAACACAGUAGUUCAAUAGUGGUCAUAAUAUCCUCUUCUACAUUGAAAAACUUUACCCCUUAAUUUGCUGACAGGAGCAGAUAAUAAUAAACAAAAAUUUGCCCUGGAAUUAUAAAGGGUCUGCACGCACAUGGAUGGGGGAUAAGCAACUAACAUACAAAGAGAUGCCAAAUGGCAGAUACACACAUAACAAAAAGGAGAACGAAUCUUAGUCCAUUCCCUGUCCGUGAACUAAUAUUAAGGCACAGCUGGGUGUGUCUUUGUCUGCCAAGAUUUGUUUGGUAGCUCACCAACUGGUAUCACGCUGCUUUACAGUUUGCCUAGUCUCUUUGCGAUUUCCAACACCUGACAUUAACGCGUCCUUAUCUUAGGCACCUUUUCCGUUACUUUUAAGUUUGUUUGCAAAUAUUUAGAGCAACAAUAAAGGUGUUAAGGUUACCUUGCAGAGGAAGUUACCGUGCCACGCCUCGUAGUCACGUGACCUCAAGUUGAAUUAUUGAUCUGAAUUAGAAACAAUGAACUAUCACAGUUGUUCGUUUUAAGGAUUUUUUUUAUGUUGUGAGUGAACAAGUUGGUGCAACAAACGGUUUUAUCUUUACCCCAAUAAAGAUAAGUUUGAUGAAUCAACUAUCGUGUUUGCUCAUUGUCAUUUCAUAUUGCCUUUUGAUUUCUCUUCCAGGGGAACUUGAAAGGAUCCGUUCUGAAUUUGUGAAGGGAGUUUCAGAACCAGCUAUCAAAGGUCUCCUGGAUGACCUUUGGCAGCAGAAUGUGUUCAGUUCUGAGGAAAAGGACUACGUGAUGGCCGAGAGGACCAACGCAGACCAAGCACGUCGUCUGAUCGACAUGGUGAUCGGUAAAGGGGAGAGAGCAAGUCAAGCGAUGAUUGAUAGUAUGAAGAAGAGGGACCAUCACUUAUGCUCCACCCUGGGUCUGAUGUCUUCUCCUGCUGGUGUGGGAUCUGCUGCUGUCGAGUGCCAACAAAAAAUCAAGUCUAUUUUAAAGAAGAAGUUAUUUCGUGUGCUUGAGGGAAUCGCUAAAGCAGAACAUUCAACACCUCUGAAUGACAUCUACACAGAGAUCUUCAUCACAGAGAAAGGCAGUGGAGAGGUUAACCAGGAACAUGAGGUCAGACAGAUUGAAACAGCUUCCAGGAAACCAGUCAAGGAGGAAACACAAAUCAAAUGUGGAGACAUCUUUAAACCCUUACCUGGACAAGAUCAACCAAUCAGAACAAUAAUGACAACUGGAGUGGCCGGCAUUGGUAAAACCAUCUUAACACACAAGUUCACUCUGGACUGGGCUGAAGGCAAAUCCAACCAAGAGAUAGACUUCACGUUUCUCCUAACUUUCAGAAAGUUGAAUUUACUAAAAGGGGAAGAGGUUAGCCUAGUGAAACUUCUUAAUCACUUCUUUAUUGAGACCAAAGAAGCAGGAAUCUGCAGAUACGACAGGUUCAACGUUGUCUUCAUCUUGGAUGGUCUGGAUGAGUGUCGACUUCCUCUGGACUUCCAGAACAACCCGAUCUUUACUGAUGUCACAAAGUCCACCUCGGUGGACGUGCUGCUGACAAACCUCAUCAGGGGCAACCUGCUUCCCUCUGCUCGCAUCUGGAUAACCACACGCCCUGCGGCAGCCAAUCAGAUCCCUGAUGAGUGUGUUGACAUGGUGACAGAGGUGAGAGGGUUCACCAACCAACAGAAGGAGAAGUACUUCAGGAAGAGAUUCACAGAGGAGACAGUGGCCAACGCAAUCAUCUCCCACAUCAAGAAAUCACGAAGCAUCCACAUCAUGUGUCACAUCCCGGUCUUCUGUUGGAUCACUGCUACUGUUCUGGAGGACUUAUUCAAAAAAUCCCAGAUAGGAGAAGAGACACCCAAGACCUUGACUCAGAUGUACAGCCACUUCCUGAGGGUUCAGUCGAUACAGGAGGACAGGAAGCAUCAUGGGAGAACUGAGACAGAUCAACAGUGGAGUCCAGAGAGCAGGGAGAUCAUUGUUUCUCUGGGAAAACUGGCUUUUAACCAGCUGGAGAAAGGCCAAUUGAUCUUCUACGAGGCAGACCUGGCAGAGUGUGACAUCAAUAUCAGAGCAGCCGCAGCGCACUCAGGAGUGUUUACACAGAUCUUUAAAGAGGAGUGUGGGCUGUACCAGGACAAAGUGUUCUGCUUUGUCCACCUGAGCAUCCAGGAGUUUCUGGCUGCCAUUUAUGUCUUUAUGUCCUUCAUCAACGAUGGUGUCAAUCUGCUCUCAGGACCACUAAAAUCCCUGCGUGCUAUUUUUCUUAGAGAGAAAGGAAAUGUCAUACUCUACCAGAGUGCUGUGGACAAGGCCUUAAAGAGUGAGAACGGACACCUGGACUUGUUCCUCCGCUUCCUCCUGGGCCUCUCUCUGGAGACCAAUCAGAUUGUCCUACGAGGUCUGCUGGGACAGACAGGAACUAGCUCACUGACCAAUACAAAAACAGUUGCUUACAUCAAGGAGAAGAUAAAAGGAGAUCUUUCUUCAGAGAGAAGCAUCAAUCUGUUCCACUGUCUGAAUGAGCUGAACGACCGUUCUCUAGUGGAGGAGAUCCAACAGUACCUGACAUCAGGAAAACUCUCCAAAGAAUAUCUCUCUCCUGCUCAGUGGUCAACUCUGGUCUUCAUCUUACUGUCGUCAGAAGAGGAGCUGGACGUGUUUGACCUGAAGAAAUACUCUGCUUCAGAGGAGGGUCUUCUGAGGCUGCUGCCAGUGGUCAAAGCCUCUAAAACAUCUCUGCUGAAUGGCUGUCGUCUGUCAAAGAGAUGCUGUGAAGCUCUUGCCUCAGUACUCAGCUCCAAGUCCUCUCGUCUGAGAGAGCUGGACCUGAGUACCAAUGAUCUGCAGGAUUCAGGAGUGAAGCUGCUCUCUGCUGGACUGGGGAGUCCACACUGUACACUGGAAACUCUAAGCCUCAAUGGCUGUCAUCUUUCAAAGGGAUGCUUUGAAGCUCUGGCCUCAGUUCUCUGCUCAGACUCAUCUAGUCUGAAAAAGCUGGACCUGAGUGCCAAUGAUCUGCAGGAUUCAGGAGUGAAGCUGCUCUCUGCUGGACUGGGGAGUCCACACUGUACACUGGAAACUCUCAGUUUGAAAGGCUGUCAUCUGUCAGAGAGAUGCUGUAAAGCUCUGGCCUCAGUUCUCAGCUCAGAAACUUCUAUUCUGAGAUCGCUGGACCUGAGUAACAAUGAUCUGCAGGAUCCAGGAGUGAAGCUGCUCUCUGCUGGACUGGGGAGUCCACACUGUAAACUGGACACUCUCAGAUUGUCUUGCUGCCUGGUCACACAGGAUGGCUGUGCUUCUCUGGCCUCAGCUCUGAGCUCCAACCCCUCCCAUCUGAGAGAGCUGGACCUGAGCUACAAUCACCCAGGAGACUCUGGAGCUGCGCUGCUCUCUGCUGGACUGGAGGAUCCACGCUGGAGACUGGACACUCUCAGUGUGGAGCACGGUGGAGUGUGGAGGCUGAAACCAGCUCCACAGAGAUAUGCCUGUGACCUCACACUGGACCCCAACACGGCCCACAGGCGACUCUCUCUGUCUGAGGACAACAGGAAGGUGACGCGGGUUGAUGAGGACCAGUCGUAUCCGGAUCACCCAGACAGAUUUGACUCCUGGUCCCAGGUGUUGGGUAGAGAGGCUCUGACUGGCCGCUGUUACUGGGAGGUAGAGAGGGAAGGAUUGGUUGAUAUAGGAUUGACAUACAGAGGAAUCACAAGGAGAGGAGGGGGUUAUGACAGCCUGCUUGGAUGGAACAACAAGUCCUGGAGUCUUCUUUGUUCUGAUGGUCGUUACUCUGCCUGGUACAACGGUACAGAGACAGACCUCCCUCUCCGCCCCGCUGGCUCCACCAGAGUAGGAGUGUAUCUGGACCGGCCUGCUGGCUCUCUGUCCUUCUACAGAGUGUCCCCUGGCUCUCUGUCCUUCUACAGAGUGUCCCCAGGUGGAGGAGGGUCCUCAGACACACUGACACACCUCCACACCUUCUGGUCCUCCUUCACCCAGGAGGACCUCCUCCCGGGGGUGAGGGUAUGGUGGGUCGGGGGGUCCUCAGCCUCUCUGUGUCGGUUGUAGAAAACAAAACAGGCGCGGGACACCUCGU